CGCGGCCAGGAAGCGUCCGCGGGAGUCGUAACCCGCUCGCUGCCAACAGGCCGGCGGGGUAGUCAGCAGCGCGCCACGCCCCGAGCCGAAGCCGACCGGCCCGGUUCCUCCCAGCACUCCGCGCAGUAACGGCCUCCAAAGUAGGUAUGGAGUGAAGGCGGACGGCAGCAGGGCAGAAGCGGCGACCCACUCUCCGGGCGCCGUCCGCGUCCCGAGGGUAGCUGGGACGGUGAGGGCGUGCAUGCCGCGCCCCACUGCGCUUCCUGCCGGUCCGCGUGACCGCGUGCGCACGUGCUUCAGCUUCUCAGCCCCGCGGGCAGAAAAUUCGGCCUGGCUACCCUCUGCUGCUGCCCACCUGGAGGCGAGGCGGGGAAAGCGGCGGGCCUGGGAAGCGUUGGAGCCUCACCGCCCGUCAAUCAGGGCGGAGUAGCUCGCCCUGGUGGGCAAGCAGCGGCUUUGCCAUGAACCCCAGGGGCCUGUUCCAAGACUUCAACCCGAGUAAGUUCCUCAUCUACGCCUGCCUCCUCCUCUUCUCCGUGCUGCUGCCCCUCCGCCUAGAUGGCAUCAUCCAGUGGAGCUACUGGGCUGUCUUCGCUCCCAUAUGGUUGUGGAAGCUUCUUGUCAUCGCAGGUGCCUCGGUGGGUGCGGGCGUUUGGGCCCGAAACCCUCGCUACCGCACUGAGGGGGAGACUUGCGUGGAGUUCAAAGCUAUGUUGAUCGCUGUGGGCAUCCAUUUGCUGCUGCUCAUGUUCGAAGUCCUGGUCUGCGACAGGGUGGAGAGAGGGACCCACUUCUGGUUGCUGGUCUUCAUGCCACUCUUCUUCGUAUCCCCCGUGUCCGUGGCUGCCUGCGUGUGGGGAUUUCGACAUGAUAGGUCACUUGAGCUGGAGAUACUGUGCUCUGUCAACAUCUUGCAGUUCAUCUUCAUUGCUCUAAGGCUGGACAGGAUUAUCCACUGGCCGUGGUUGGUGGUGUUCGUGCCCCUCUGGAUCCUCAUGUCCUUCCUCUGCCUCGUCGUCCUCUAUUACAUUGUCUGGUCCCUCCUGUUCCUUAGAUCUCUGGAUGUUGUGGCCGAACAGCGGAGAACGCACAUGACCAUGGCCAUCAGCUGGAUCACUAUUGUUGUGCCCCUGCUCACUUUUGAGGUUCUGCUGGUUCAUAGAUUGGAUGGCCACAAUACCUUUUCUUACAUCUCCAUAUUUGUCCCUCUUUGGCUUUCAUUGAUAACUUUAAUGGCCACUACAUUUAGGCGAAAAGGGGGCAACCAUUGGUGGUUCGGUAUUCGCAGAGAUUUCUGUCAGUUUCUGCUUGAAAUUUUCCCAUUUUUAAGAGAAUAUGGGAACAUUUCAUAUGAUCUACAUCAUGAAGAUAGUGAAGAUGCUGAAGAAACAUCCAUUCCAGAUGCUCCUAAAAUUGCUCCAAUGUUUGGAAAGAAGGCCAGGGUAGUUAUAACUCAGAGCCCAGGAAAAUAUGUUCCCCCACCACCCAAGUUAAAUAUUGAUAUGCCAGAUUAAACUCGACUUCGAGAGUGCCCAUAAGUGUUUAGAAAUCAGACACACAUGACCGAAACCCACCUUACUUUUGCCUUUUUUAAAAAUCCAUCCCAAACCUAAAACUGAAAACAGGUUCCAAACACCGUCAUCUCCUGCCUUGGAGUUUGAUGCCUAACGGUGACUCAUCAGUAUUCGCCAUAGACAUAGAGGGUUAUAUGAAUAUAUAGUGACGUGUGAGAGAAUUUGCUGUCCAGGUGGGUGCUUAAAGAGCUAGCUGGGAGCAGUAGUUUGAAUUGUUUUGAGUAGUAGGUCCUGAAAUGGAAUAACUAUACAGCUAGGAUUUUGGUUUCUUUUAAAGGGGUACUACAACUUAUCAAAAGUUGUUAUAAAAAUAUUUUUAUACACUGCUAGACUAAAAUUGUAUUUCAGAUUGUGCCUGUUGUGACAUAAUUGAUAGCAAAUGUAAAGAAUUCUCUCUUCAUUUCUUGUUUAUAAACCUCAUAGUUGUUAUUUUUAGUGUUCCUACUGUUAAGUUUUUUUGGUCUUUACUGAUACUGGUGUUUGAUAGCCUAAUAGAAUUUUUCUAAUGCGGUGAAUUCAUACAUAUAUGAUAUUUAUAUAAAUAUUUUAGUAAUGUAAUAUAUUAUGUUGAAUUAUAGUUCUAUACAGUACAAUA
Messenger RNA from Artibeus jamaicensis (Jamaican fruit-eating bat), 2169 nucleotides. It is a transcript of the gene TMEM185B, whose product is annotated as transmembrane protein 185B. The record is from RefSeq and is a predicted model, not a curated record. The transcript has a single exon. Bases 462 to 1514 code for a protein of 350 amino acids. Lineage: Eukaryota; Metazoa; Chordata; Mammalia; Chiroptera; Phyllostomidae.